This is a messenger RNA of Pectinophora gossypiella (pink bollworm), 544 nucleotides long. It is a transcript of the gene RpL35, whose product is annotated as 60S ribosomal protein L35-like. Gene Ontology annotation, biological process: maturation of LSU-rRNA from tricistronic rRNA transcript (SSU-rRNA, 5.8S rRNA, LSU-rRNA); translation. The transcript has 3 exons. The record is from RefSeq and is a predicted model, not a curated record. NCBI's taxonomy places the organism in Eukaryota, Metazoa, Arthropoda, Insecta, Lepidoptera, Gelechiidae. Gene Ontology annotation, cellular component: cytosolic large ribosomal subunit; ribosome. Bases 154 to 525 code for a protein of 123 amino acids. Gene Ontology annotation, molecular function: mRNA binding; structural constituent of ribosome.
CUCGUUUCGAUUAAUUUCGGUGUCCGGUGUGCGUGCAUAUAACAAGGCUGACGAAUCGAUAGUUCCGUUGCUUAAUUUUGUAAACAUAUUAAAAAAGUCUUUCACUGUCAAAUUUCGUAGUGGUCGGAUGGUGUUGGAAUUUUUAUUUCCAAAAUGGGUAAGGUUAAGUGCUCCGAGUUGCGCAAUAAGGACAAGAAGGAACUUUUCAAACAAUUAGAAGAGUUAAAGACAGAGUUGACAAACCUUCGAGUGGCCAAAGUUACUGGAGGAGUUGCUUCAAAACUGUCCAAGAUACGUGUGGUCAGGAAAGCUAUUGCACGUGUGUACAUUGUCUACCAUCAGAAGAUGAAGGUAAACCUGCGUAACCACUACAAGAACAAGAAGUACAAGCCUCUAGACCUCAGAGUCAAGAAGACCCGUGCAAUGCGCAAGGCGUUGACAAAACAUGAAUCUAAGAUCAAGACCAGGAAAGAGAUCAGAAAGAAAUCUCUAUUCCCACCUAGAGUCUAUGCUGUUAAGGCUUAAUUAAAAAAGUAAACUUAAA